Molecule: messenger RNA, 778 nt
Organism: Ceratotherium simum simum (southern white rhinoceros)
Lineage: Eukaryota; Metazoa; Chordata; Mammalia; Perissodactyla; Rhinocerotidae
Gene: TSPO
Product: translocator protein
Cellular component (GO): endoplasmic reticulum; membrane
Molecular function (GO): cholesterol binding
Source: RefSeq, a predicted model, not a curated record
CUUCCAGAACAGCAACUGCAGCAGCGAUGGCCCUGCCCUGGGUGCGCGCCAUGGCCUUCACGCUGGCGCCCAGCCUGGGGGGCUUCCUGAGCUCCCGCUCUGCCCUGGGAGAGGGCCUCCGCUGGUAUGCCGGCCUGCAGAAGCCCUGGUGGCACCCGCCCCACUGGACGCUGGGCCCCAUCUGGGGCACGCUCUACUCGGCCAUGGGGUAUGGCUCCUACAUGGUCUGGAAGGAGCUGGGGGGCUUCUCGGAGGAGGCCGUGGUUCCCCUGGGCCUCUACGCUGGGCAGCUGGCCCUGAACUGGGCAUGGCCGCACAUCUUCUUUGGCGCCCGACAAAUGGGUUGGGCCCUGGUGGACCUCCUGCUGACAGGUGGGAUGGCGGCAGCCACGGCCAUGGCCUGGCAGCAGGUGAGCCUGCCGGCCGCCCGCCUGCUGUACCCGUACCUGGUCUGGCUGGCCUUCGCAGCUGUGCUCAACUACCGCGUAUGGCGGGACAACCAGGGCCCGCGCAGUGGCCGACGGCUCGCAGAGUGAGGGUGUCCACCCUCCGAGGCCUGCGGCCACUGCCAGUCAGGCAUUGUUGGCGGUGGUGGCCCUCAUGCUUUCACGACCACCAGGCCUGCUGCUCUGUCGGGUCUCAGCCCAAGGGGCCACCAGGGGCUUCAGAGGGGGUCCGGGCUGAGCCCAACCAGGAACAGUGUCCUGUGCUUUCUGUACUGCUCCGAGCGCGCUCUCCGAAUGUGUGAUUUUUAUAAGCAAAAUAAAGUUUCUAACCU